Molecule: messenger RNA, 2847 nt
Organism: Chironomus riparius
Lineage: Eukaryota; Metazoa; Arthropoda; Insecta; Diptera; Chironomidae
Source: the annotation of a GenBank genome assembly
AAAAAGUUGAGAAAAAAAUAAUUUCAGUAACACAAAAUUUGUAUUUAAUUAAAUUUAAUGGUUUUAAGGACGAAUUAGGCUAUUAUGGAUCUUUUAAACGAUUCAGAUUAAUUCAUCAAUAAUUUACCUAUAUAAAAUCAUAUAAAAAAAAUAAAUCAAGCUGUAUAAAAUGGAUGGCCUAACGAUAAACAAUUUUUUCGAUUCUGACGGUGGUUUUGAUUCGGGAAAUGGAGCCAAUGAGUUUGUGGAUCUUGAAUUCAACUAUGCUGACUCUGAUACUCAUCUUAAUGAGAUUGCCGAGCUUUAUAGCUAUACAGAACAUAAUGAAUUCCAGCUUAAUGUUAAGGCAUUUGAAGAUCAAAUGGAAAUGUACAAGUUAAAGCCAUUAUGGCAACAACUGGAUAAAGAUCAACAUCAAAGUAUCAUUUUAAAGCUCAUAGAUCAAUUGGAAGUGCUUGAUAAUACGAUGAGAAUGAAGGCAGCACGUACAUUGUUGUAUUUAGCACAAGGAUGUUGGGUGGAAGUGCAAUCUGACGAUGAACAACAAAGUUUGAGUCGAUAUAAUGUCAUGAUGCUCUAUAGAUUGGGCGUUUUUCAAGCAUUUGUGGAACUUUUGAAUCUCGAAAUUGAAAAUGCAGCUACAGCUAAUGUUGCAAUAAGAAAGAUUGCCGUCUCAUUAGCUGAUUCGGUAGAUUUACGUGUCAUAUUAUCAGUUCUUUACAUAAUUACUGAAGUUAUGCGUGCAGAAUCGGAGAGAACUGACAGUGAACAUUUAGAUCUUGUUGAUGCAUUCGUACAAGAAAUUAGUCAGCCUUUGGGCGAUGAAUUAUUGGCAGUUAAAUUGCUUGGAAUGAUUACGAGAUUUUGUAGUGGAUCUGCUCCACAUUUUCCGAUGAAAAAAGUUUUACUUUUGUUGUGGAAAGUCUCACUAGUCAGCUUAGGCGGAACUGAAACACUUAAGAAACUUAAAAAUGAAUAUCGUGAGAAAGAGGGACUGCCAGUGAUAACAGAAGAUACACUCGAAGUAUCUAGAACCAUGAGGGCUAGUUCACCACCACCAACAGCAGGAAAUGAUGAUAACAUGGCAAAACGUUCUCGACCAUUUCGACGAGUACGUAAUAUUGUGAUUUCUGAGAGUUUAAUGAAACAAAGCUCGUUGGAUGAGCAGGAACAACUUGGAAUGGAAAUGGAAGCACAAAAUGCUGAAAAUGAAGAUUAUAUUCCUGACUAUUACAGACAAUUUGAUGAUCCUAUGAAUGGAGAUAAGAAUGGCAUGAUGCACAAUGAGUGUGAAUUGAAUAAACAGCCAUCGAUAUCAGCAGCUACGACUCAACAUCCAACAUUGCCGUGGGAACCAAAAGUUCGUCAAAAGGAUAUCUAUCAGUUUAUGGAUAUAUCAAGGAGGAAGUUCAUUGGUUAUACUUUGCCAGAUAAUUGCGAGACAACUGCUGGACUUCCCAAUCCAAUUUGUGAGGGAAUCAACAUAUUGAAGCGACAUCUUUAUGUGAGUUUAGCGGAUAUCCAAGUGAAACGUGAGGAAGAGAUUGCACGAAAUCCAUUGACAAAGGGAGAAGAGGAAGUUCCAAUUAAUCCAACGGAAGUUCUUUAUCAAGCCAUUCUUCCAAAUUUACCACAAUACAUGAUCUCUUUAUUAAAGAUUUUACUUGCCGCAGCACCAACAUCAAAAGCCAAAACUGAAAGUAUCAAUAUUAUGGCUGAUGUACUUCCAGAGGACAUGCCAAUGACAGUUACUCAAUCGACAAAGUUGGGAAUAGAUGUUAAUCGUCAUAAAGAGAUUAUUGUAAAAGCAGUUUCAGCUAUUUUGUUGCUUUACUUGAAACAUUUUAAGAUUAAUCAUGUCUAUCAAUUUGAAUUCAUGUCACAACAUCUCGUAUUUGCAAAUUGCAUUCCUUUAGUGCUGAAAUUCUUUAAUCAGAGCAUCAUGACUUAUGUUGGAUCUAAGAAUAUUAUUCCAAUUAUGGAUUUCCCAUCAUGUGUUAUUGGUGAGCAGCCUGAAUUGACAUCUGACUUGGUUAUUGGCGAUUCUGAGCCAUAUUCAUGGAGAAAUAUUUUUUCAUGCAUUAAUUUAUUGAGAAUAUUAAAUAAGUUGACAAAAUGGAAGAAUUCAAGGAUUAUGAUGCUUGUUGUCUUUAAAUCAGCACCAAUUUUGAAGAGAACAUUAAAAGUACGUCAUGCAAUGAUGCAACUAUAUGUCCUUAAAUUACUGAAAAUGCAGACCAAGUAUCUUGGAAGGCAAUGGCGUAAAACCAACAUGAAAAUUAUUAGCGCAAUUUAUCAAAAAGUUCGUCAUCAUUUAAACUCAGAUUGGGCAUUUGGAAAUGAUUUAGACGCAAGACCAUGGGAUUUUCAGGCUGAGGAAUGUACACUCAGAACAUGCGUUGAUCGAUUUAAUAAUCGGAGAUAUUUCUCGCAGAUAUCCAAUGCUGUACGCUUUCCAGACCAAAGUAAUGUUGGUGGAAAUCAAAAUCUUGGAUUAAAUGCUAAUAAUUGUGACAAUUCGAUAUUUAAUGGUAUUGAGAAUGAAUUAAACAUUAAUAAUCUCUUAAAUAGUGAGAAUUUAUUGGAAGUAGAUGACCAUUUUGAAUUAACAAAAGAAUUUAAGAAUAAUUAUGAAGCCUGGUUAAAAGAGGAAGUUUUUUGUGCAAAUCCAAUAGAUUGGAACGAAGUUUUAAAUGAACCAAAUUUGGUUCUUAUCAAUGAAAUCAAAAAUGCGAUCCGAUACUCAACAUAUUUCAUGAAAUCAGGAUAAACUAAUAUGUGACAUGCAUGAAUUAAUAAAAGUAUAAUAAUAAUUGUAAUUAAAUGGAAUUUAUUUGUGUUUUAAUU